Messenger RNA from Scatophagus argus, 2205 nucleotides. It is a transcript of the gene tmem150b, whose product is annotated as transmembrane protein 150B. The record is from RefSeq and is a predicted model, not a curated record. The coding region runs from base 802 to 1509 and encodes 235 amino acids. NCBI's taxonomy places the organism in Eukaryota, Metazoa, Chordata, Actinopteri, Scatophagidae. The transcript is spliced from 6 exons.
AUAUGUGCCUCAAGGGCUUUUUACAACCUGCUUCAUCAAUAUAAACAUGUACAUUUUUCAUCCACCCAUUUAUUAUGGGUGAUUAAUCAUGAAAUCUUCUGUAGAUACCAAUUCCUGAAUUUAAAUAAUUUCCAGGAAAUUCAGGAUUCUGUUAAGAGCUUUAAAACUUGGGGGGUUUGUUUCAGUGAAUGGAAGGGAAAAGGUAAACUGUAGAGGAGAGGAAAUGCGCUGCUAGAAUUGGAAAAGGGUUUGUAAAUGUAAAGAAAAAACCAAACAAACUCCAGCUCAAAGUCCAGCCCAGCCCUGUAAUAGAAACAGUCAUGUUACCGUAUUUUAUGGUGUGGCGCUCAUUUUGUUUUACGUGUUGUUGAGAAUCUCAGCUUCUUUAAAUACUGUGUUCCUAUUUUGUUAUCCCGUGCUCUCCUCUCACUGAAUCUACACACACACACAAUAUAUUGGUUUUAUAUUUCUGGUGUUCUGCUGACACUAAGCUGACUUACCACUGCAUGUGUGAAAAUUGGGGACAAAAUGCAGUAGCUCACAUCACCUGUUUGUGUCAUUAUGGUAAAGGUGAAAAUGGAAUGAGGCACUCUGAAUGAACUUUUAAUAGUGAGUUGCAUUUUAACCCGCAACCAGCUCAGAGUGAGUACAAACGUCUUCUCUCUCACGCACUGUUAAUGUUAAGAUAUUUUACUGUACUUUUACAUUGCUACUUUCACUUUGGGGUCUCUUCUCUUUGUGUUUUUACUGUACUUCUGACCACUUGGCUUUGUGAAGAAGAGCUGUCAGCUGUACUGCAACAUGUGGCUGUGGGCAUUGCUCCCCAUCUGCUUGGCUGUCUUUGGCACUGUGGGCAUUUGGACUGUGUUUGCUGUAGCAGUAACGAAUGGAUCAGUCAACCUCACAGAAGGAGUCCCUUACAUCAGUCUGUGUGGCACUUACAACCCUCAGAGCUGUCUCUUCUCCCAGAUCUGCAACAUCUGUUCUGUUUUAGCCCUAUGGACUGUUGUGAUCCGUUUCCAGCAGGUUAGGGAUUUUGGUAACCAUGGAAAGGCCAACAUCGCCAGCAUCGUUUUGGGAUUCAUCUCCUCUAUAGGAAUCUCUCUUGUUGGCAACUUCCAGUCAGUCGUGAAGAGUAUUCACCUUUUGGGAGCGUUCCUGGCUUUUUUCCUUGGCCUGGCGUACUUCUGGGUGCAGCUGUUUCUAACUUACCGAGCUCAGCCGUCUCAGGAUCGAUGUUACGUUGGGCCUGCCAGGGCGAUCUGCUGCGUCCUCUGUACAAUCCUGGUCAUCCUUAUGGUCGUUCUCCUCAACACAGGCUAUCCAUCUUGGGCUGCUGUGUGUGAAUGGGCCUCGGUUAUGACGUUCUUUUGCCUGUUUGGCCUAUUUGCUGCUGAGUUCAGACACAUCGACUGUCAUCUCCUCACUGUACAGAAACAAGCCCUUAACAAUAACCACAGCCCUGGCUCAGUAGAAGUGAAUGUUUCUGUUGCAAAUGCACUUAACUAAACAUGAACACAAUUACAUAGAAGUGCAUGCGGUUCAAGGACAACAGCCUUCCAACUGCCAUAGUCUCUCCGAUGUAGGCACAAUGUCUGUGCACUAUAUUGACAUUGCACUCAUACAGUAUUCCUGCUUUAUUGUUAUCAGUUAUUCAGUGAAGAGUUCCUGCCUGAUCACUUAUUGUUAUGUAUUUAUGAGUAUCUAACUGUAUUUUAACCUCGUUGAACAUUUUCAUCUCAUACAUUGCCACCAAUGUUUAUAAGAUUUACUGCCUUUAUGUUUUUCUUUUUUGUUCCCCCAGUCCACGUUCAACACAAUGACCCCAAAGUUUAGUUUAGUCACAUAACACAAAAACACAACUGAGAAGUUUGGGAAUGAAAUAUUUCUUUUGUCGACUUUAGAUUUUGAAUGAUGAACUAUUUGAAAUAGCUAUUUGUUUCUGUUCUACAAAAAUAGACUGAAUUUAUAAAGUUUGCCUUGCUUCAUACUGUAAUAAACAUAUGCUAACAGAUGGUGGCACCAUUCAUCUACUAUUUGCUCUGCACAGUUCUGACUUAUAUUCAAUAAUCCUGCUUUAAAUAGAACUAUAAAUGAACAAUUUAUUCACACAUAAAAAUCAUUUAAGCAUAUGGUGCUAUACCUUAUGAUCAUUUUUCACUGGUAAACCCCAAUAAACCCUUUUCAUCCCCCUCUCAGUAUGGU